AUGGAGAAACCAUUGCCAACUGCACCCUACCACUCCCUCGCACUCACAGAGCCCGUCGUGCACCUCUUCAACAAGACCAUCUCCAUGGGGGUCGUCCUGAAGAAUAAGAUAUCCAUGGGGUUCCUCUUCCGGCACCCAGCGCCGUGCGCAUCGGGGGUCGUCGAUCGUGUCAGACCCGGCGACUCGGCCGACGCUAGCGAGGCGCCCGAGUUGACCAGAGAAGACGUGGAGACGGUGAUGGAGAUCAUUACGGGCAUGCCUUGCGGCGCGGACGGUGAGCGGCUCGAGGAGCUGCGUGGCGUGUUCGAGGGGGAGGAGCCGAGCUUGGAGGAAGUGGCGGAGGCGUUCUCCGUCUUCGACGAUGACGGUGACGGGGUCAUAGAGCCCCUGGACCUGCAUCGUGUUCUCUGCAAGCUGGGCUUCCCGGAGGGGGCGGCAUUGGAGGCAUGCCGACGGAUGAUCGCUGCGUACGACGAGAACGACGACGGGAGGAUCGAUUUCAAGGAGUUCAUCAAAGUUGUGGAGGGCAGCUUCUUUGAUUAA
Messenger RNA from Musa acuminata AAA Group (dessert banana), 543 nucleotides. Its product is annotated as probable calcium-binding protein CML46. Gene Ontology annotation, molecular function: calcium ion binding. The record is from RefSeq and is a predicted model, not a curated record. The transcript has a single exon. Bases 1 to 543 code for a protein of 180 amino acids. NCBI's taxonomy places the organism in Eukaryota, Viridiplantae, Streptophyta, Magnoliopsida, Zingiberales, Musaceae.